This is a messenger RNA of Rhineura floridana, 3684 nucleotides long. RefSeq names its product glia maturation factor beta (gene GMFB). Gene Ontology annotation, molecular function: actin binding; Arp2/3 complex binding. The transcript has 7 exons. Bases 205 to 633 code for a protein of 142 amino acids. The record is from RefSeq and is a predicted model, not a curated record. Gene Ontology annotation, cellular component: actin cortical patch. Gene Ontology annotation, biological process: actin filament debranching; negative regulation of Arp2/3 complex-mediated actin nucleation. NCBI's taxonomy places the organism in Eukaryota, Metazoa, Chordata, Lepidosauria, Squamata, Rhineuridae.
AAAUACAGGACUGGCACCUCCCGCUCGCCAUAGCUUAGUGACGCCACCGGCCGAGCCGAGCGGCCCCGCUGAUUGGCUCACAGGCUGCAAUGGGCAUGCGCAUUGCGAAGUCCUGAAGCCUGCUUGAAAGUGAACUAGGGAGGGCCCACUGGAGCUCUUAAAGGGGCUCGAAGGGACUUUCGGAAAGGCUGUUGCAGGAGCAAGAUGAGUGAAUCCCUCGUGGUUUGUGACGUCGCUGAAGACCUUGUGGAGAAGCUGAGAAAAUUCCGUUUCCGCAAAGAGACAAACAACGCUGCAAUUAUCAUGAAGAUCGACAAGGAUAAGCAGCUGGUGGUUCUGGAUGAAGAGCACGAGGGCAUUUCUCCAGAUGAGCUAAAAGACGAGCUUCCAGAGAGACAACCUCGAUUCAUUGUCUAUAGCUACAAGUACCAGCAUGACGACGGGAGAGUCUCUUAUCCGCUCUGCUUCAUUUUCUCCAGCCCCGUUGGGUGUAAGCCUGAGCAACAGAUGAUGUAUGCUGGCAGCAAAAAUAAGCUAGUACAGACAGCAGAACUCACAAAGGUUUUUGAAAUCAGGAAUACAGAAGACCUCACUGAGGAGUGGCUGCAUGAGAAGCUUGGCUACUUCCACUGAAAGACUUAUUAAGCAUUCCAGCCUGGUGCGAACUGGAACCAGACGCAGCAGCUCCUCCUUUUUAGACCUACAAAGAAUGCACUGUAUUUAUAGUAGUUUUCCUGCAGUGUGUGUAUGUAUUUACAUAUAUAUUUUUGUGCGUGCAAAGUUCAUACAAGCGUGUGGGGGGUUGCAUCUGCUGCAGAACUAAACUUUGCCCAGGGAUGUUUUUCCUUUCUUUUCUUUUCCUUUCUUAGUAACUGUUUAAAAGGGAACAAUUCUCCCCCUGCAGGGACGACAACAAAAAAAGAUUAUUAUUAUUUUUUUGCACUCUUGUGACUUAAUAUUUCUAUAUGGCUUAAUCCAGAACUUGUAACUGAUACAGGUAUGUGGCACAGUCUCCAAAGGAACAUCACCUGCACAAUCCCCCUUAAGAUGAAUGGGACCCUCUCUACUGCUCCUGCUUGUGUCUGGGGUGUGUGUUUGCAGGAUGUUCCCAGUCAAAUAUAUUCAUAGUCUGGAAAUUUAGAGGAGCCUUUCUUCCCCCGCCCCCCCCCCAAGCUACAGACGCAUCCUUGCUUGGGAGAGACUGGACAGUAACAGCUUUACGUGAAACAGCUUACUCUUGGGUGGCUUAAUCUUCUAGGCAUAAAGGGUUCAGAACUGGUCCCAAAUGCAAUCCUUCUGAAAUAUCAUUACCAAUUCUUUGACAUCCUAACUUCUCCAACUUUCAGGAUUGACCACUUCGUUUCCUCUUAAAAUUCCAGUGAUGUUCUCAGUUGAUCUUGAGUCAACAUAAUUCCAUUUCGGGUCAAAAGUUAGACCCUUCUAUUUUUCUCUCUGCGUGUAGAAGAUAGCAUUUUUACUAGCUCAAUGGGAAGUUGAUUAAACAAAAACUGUAAGGGCUUGGUAACACUCUGGUGGACAUCCCUUCCAGAAGUCUUUAUAUGUACUUUUUAUUAACUGUUCUCUUGUCUUUUUAUACAAGCACUUCUCUGUGUGCCUUUUUUUACUUGUCUUUAUCUCUCAAUUGAUUGUAAGAGAAUCUUACAUUGCCAGUUUUUUAAAAAGCACUAAACUUGAUACACAGGCCAGCGUGUCUAAAGGAACAGGCCUCACAGUGUCUCAUUUACUUCAUCUGCAGGGCAUAAACUUCAUGGCUUGUCCUGCUAUGAUCUAAAGUGGGAUUCUUUGCCUGACAAAACCAAAAAAAUCUACAAAAACAAACCCUCCUACUUAAUAUUUGAAUGUCCUUCACAGCUUUCCGCUGCAGAAAGCACACAUACAGAAUUCCAAUUGCAGAAUUCCUGACUGUUUUGAUUUGUCACCUUCUUCAUUCCAAGCUAGUCCCUACCUUCCCCACUCCGGUGCUCUCCAGAUCUUUUGGUCUAUAGCUCCCAUCAGCCCCAACCAGCGUUGUCAUGGAUUAUGAGAGUUGUGGUCCAGUAACAUCUGGAGGGCACCAUGUUGGGGAAAACUGCUGGUAUUGGUGCCCUGCAUAUCUCCUUCCCUUUCUUCUGGGACUGGGACACUUGUACAGGUUGCAGAAUCCCACCUUCCUUGGCACACAACUUUAAUUUCCUGGAUGUGGAACGUGGCGCUUGAACUUUAAUGGCUCUGCCUAUAGGACUUUGGCCUGGCAUUUCCCCUGGCCUCGACCUCUGCUGCUACGUUACAGCUUGCCCAAGGCCUUGGCCUGCCUUUUUCAAGAGCUGGGAUGAACUGGAGGUAUAGUAGUGCAUUUCCCCAUAGCCUGCCCUUCUUCCCAGUUGAUCAAGUUCUAUCUCUGGAUGGGGAACCUUCAGGCCCUGCAGUUGUUGUUGUUAUUGGACUACAACUCCCCUGACCAUGGCCCGCGGUGACUGGAGCUGGGAGUCCCAGCAACAUUUGUAGGCCCACAGAUAUUCCCUGUCCCUGCUGUCUGUUCAGACUCGUGCCGCUCUUCAGUGAGGGCUUCAUAACUUCUGGAGCAAUGUGGUCCUGCAUGGCUGGGCCGUUUAUUUAUACAUCUCUUUGGAUUUUGCUACACUAAAAUGUGAAAUCGACUUCUGGGAGCAAACUGGCAUUUACCUUUGGAGUGAGACUACAGGAAACCUAUUUACCUAGCACUGCUUAAAACUGGGCAGAGCCACCAGUAGCCAGAUAAAAAUGUAUCAGCAGGCUAGAUCUGGGUUGGGGACUGCCAGGUAGCUAUCUCUGUUCCAGAUGAGGGGUGGGGUGGGGGACUUCCCAGCAGAAAACCUGAUAGCCCUGGGCCAUAGAACUGCUUCUCUCUCACCCAGAGGAUGGGGGAGGUGCCCUUCUCUGGUACUUAUUAGGUAAAACAGUUUGUCCCUGCUCACCGUAGCAACAUGAUGCAGGCAGUUGCUGUUGGGAUGAGCUUUUUUGGUCUGCCUAAUCCUACAGGCUUUUGUGCAGCAGCUGAUACAAUCAGGGUGUUAAAUGUCUUAACAGUGCAGUUGAUACUGAUGAUUUGAAUGUUUGGGAGAUCUUAUUGUCCUUUUUUGCAGGUGAUAUGAUUGUGAAACAUCGUGUUGGGUGUCUUUCCUUUUUACUUUUAGACUAACGACAAUCUUCUACUUGGUUUAAUUUGGGAAAUUCAUUCCAGCCUUGGAUUUUUUCUUCAGUUCCCCCCCCCCAUAACUAUAUGUCAACCACAUUAAGAAAGACAAGAUAAGUGCACACAUAGACACACAUCCCUAGGGUUGGGGUGGGGAACAAUCAAGAUUCCAGUAAGAAAACAAUGCUUUUUAUAACGAAGUUAAUAAAUUAACCUUUUUAUUGACAGGGUGUCCUUUUUAAUACCGUAAAUAGUAUAGGAUGUCUUUUUGCUAGAGAUUAACCAAGUCUGCAAAAAGUUCACUUUUUAAUAACAUUUCAGUUUAUAAAUUGGAAGGAUUUGUUGAGGAAGCAUUGCCUAAAGCUGCUCUGAGCUGCUUCGUGAAAGACUGUGGUGUAAAUGCAAAGGAUCAUAAAGAACAGUUUCCAUGAAAGAUGUGCCAUGGAUGUUCUUGUUCUCAAAUUGAAAAGCAGCUGUAAAUACCUAAAAUAAAUCCUGUAUUCUCUGAAGGA